UGGUCCGCCGCUCAUCCUCUGCUCUCUCUCUCUCUCUCUCUCUAUGGCGAUUGCGAUUGCUGGCCAGAUCUCUCACCAGAUCUGUAAGGAUUUCACCAGAUCGAUGAUGGUGGUCUCAUUUAGGGCUUUUGCUCAGUUGGUAUUUGAUAUAUAUAAUACGAAUGUAUGAACUUCUUCAAGACGACCACAACAAGCAGGUCAUCACCUAAGUUCAGCACAUAAACAGGGUUUGCUGCGUUAAGGGAUGGCCAAUCACAUGAUCUUUGGUGGACCUCUCGUGAAAACUGAGACAGCCGAAGAAGCUGAUGAACUUAUGAGAGUAGAUGAAAAGGCAUCUGAAGUUGAGGCAGAAGUUCUUUCAGCCCCUCCAAAGUUAGUUUACAGUAAAUUAAUCUUGCGCUUCACUAGAAAGCUAUUGGUGGCUGUAGCAGACAAGUGGGAUAGUCAUGUUCUGGUCAUGGACAAAGUUGCUCCACAAAACUGGAAGAUGUUCAAGCAAAGAAAUGUCAGACGGAACAAGCACGCCCGUGGUCACGUCAAGUUCAUUCGCUGUUCGAAUUGUGGAAAAUGUUGCCCCAAGGUCUCGCAACGUCGGUGCUUGUGUUGUUACUUUCACUGUUGGUGGACUUGGUGUUCUCAAUGCUAUUGCGGGUGCUUACAGAUUCUUCAUCAUACUAUCGAAUUGCCAGAUUUGAGCCAGGAGCUUCGUUGUUUCCAGACUGUUACUUGUUAUCAGAUUCGUUUUUUUUGUUCCAGGUGUUGGAGAAGAAAGAUGCUGCCUCUUUGUCUGCAAGCAUUUUCCAGGAGAAAUGAAACCGCACGAAAGCUGGCUAUGGAAUUCUUGCAAAACGGGUUAUAGAGACGAUGCCUUGAUAUCUCCUUCAGCAUCUCUUUUACUCUUUGAAUAACAAACCACUAACAUAUUCUUUAACAUGACCCGGUGUCACUACUUCAACUUUAAAGAAGCCAGGGAAAACAAGUAAUCCCAAUUCUGAAGAUGAAUCAAAUUUUGGUGGCAAAAAUAGACAUCGGGUUGUAAAAGAAACCGAUUCAGUUUCAGCAGCCCCAAAAGCUCAUCCAACAGGCGGAUUCAAGCCGACAUUGAGCAAACACAAGCACUUGUUAAGAAACUUGACCUUGAGAAAGGGAUAGAGGAUAAUAUUUUAUCCAGGGCUGAUAAUGAAAGAACACACAGGGAUAAGUCUCAUGGUGGGUCCAGCUGUAAUUAUACUUGGGGUCAUCAUCCGUCAAAGGUGUUGAGUUACUCGAUACACUCAUUACUUACCUCUGGCGGGUUAACGACUUAAUGCCUGAAAAAAGUGACACUAUGGGUCUCUGCUAUGUGAGGGCAGAAUCUUAAAAUUCUGAUGCGGAAAACAAUGGGAGUGAGUG
Helianthus annuus (common sunflower) is the source of this 1392-nucleotide messenger RNA. RefSeq lists its product as uncharacterized. Bases 245 to 859 code for a protein of 204 amino acids. Gene Ontology annotation, biological process: translation; DNA-templated transcription termination. Gene Ontology annotation, cellular component: chloroplast; ribosome. Gene Ontology annotation, molecular function: structural constituent of ribosome. The transcript has 9 exons. The record is from RefSeq and is a predicted model, not a curated record. Lineage: Eukaryota; Viridiplantae; Streptophyta; Magnoliopsida; Asterales; Asteraceae.